Messenger RNA from Amyelois transitella, 2922 nucleotides. RefSeq names its product facilitated trehalose transporter Tret1 (gene Tret1). Gene Ontology annotation, biological process: carbohydrate transport; transmembrane transport. Gene Ontology annotation, cellular component: membrane. NCBI's taxonomy places the organism in Eukaryota, Metazoa, Arthropoda, Insecta, Lepidoptera, Pyralidae. The record is from RefSeq and is a predicted model, not a curated record. Gene Ontology annotation, molecular function: sugar transmembrane transporter activity. The transcript is spliced from 4 exons. The coding region runs from base 428 to 2332 and encodes 634 amino acids.
UUAAUAAACAAUCUGAACUCUGAAGAACUCGUUACGCGCUGCCAACAUUUCUGUUUGUUGUGUAUGUUAAACUUGAAUGUUGUGUACCUUUACAGGUUGGCGGCGCGAGUUUUUAAGUAAUUAAUGAAAUCGUAAAAUUAGUGGAAUUUAAAAUAAAUAAGUUAACUUAAAUCCAUUCGGUGACGGGCAAGUGUCGGGUCGCUGAGCCUAGCCGGCUUGUGCUGAAAACUGAAACGUCCGUAGUGAUGUAAUUAGUUUGCCGGUAAAUCCGAGAACCUGGAUUAUAAACAUUAUAAAUUUAGAUUACAUCCUGUUGAAAGUGCUAUUUACUACAGACAUUAUCACUUUGACGUUCCCUGAAAAAGGUUUCAGUGAGUCUUACAUAGGACUGUUUUUUUUGUAACUAGUGAAAAAAGAAGACAUCAAGAUGAGCUUCAAUAAGAAUAACCCCAACGCAAUGGGGAAGAUCAUGGGAUAUCUCAAGCAGCUUUCCACCGAAAUGGGUGGGAGCGAGCAAGCUCGACGGGGACAGAGCGACGAGGAGCGUCUGUACAAAUCCCGUGGGCCCAAAUACGCGAGAGUCCCUUCCAGACCUACCCUUUCAGCGUCGACAACCUGCACAUCUUUGGCGACAUCUUGUGGAUCUCAGGGUACACUCGCACCCAAUUACGCUACGAUACCCGAGAACGUUUCGACAGAAAGCAGCAGUGAAGACGAACAGGAUUCUUUUGAGAAGACUCGUCGACAUUUCCAACAGUUACGCCAAAUCAGUCUUGGAAACGAGUUCAAGUACAAAAUGGAAAUGGAAAUCAAGAGUGCUAAAAAUGAGAACUUAAAGAACUCCAUUCCUUUUGUUAAACAACUUAGCACAGACAGUAACAAAGUUAAAAGUGAUUAUACAAUCAAUGGGGAUACUCCUCCGUACAGACCUACUACCCAGCGCCUGUUUCUCUGGACUCAGAUAUUGGCUGCUUUUGCAGUUUCGAUGGGGUCACUGAUCGUUGGCUUCUCCUCGGGCUACACUUCGCCAGCCCUUACCAACAUGAACAAAACACUGGAUAUUAAUACUGAAGAGAAAACUUGGGUUGGAGGACUAAUGCCUUUAGCUGCAUUGGUAGGAGGAUUAUCUGGAGGCCCGCUGAUUGAAUAUUUAGGCAGAAGAAUGUCCAUAAGCGGGACAGCUAUUCCCUUUUUCGUGGGAUGGAUGCUUAUUGCAAACGCUUACAAUGUACCUAUGGUGUUUGCUGGAAGAGCGUUAUGUGGAGUCUGCGUGGGCAUCGUAUCUCUUGCAUUCCCGGUUUACCUCGGCGAAACACUACAACCUGAAGUACGAGGCGCUCUAGGAUUACUUCCGACAGCUUUUGGCAACACUGGCAUUCUACUAGCGUAUUUCGUUGGCAGUCAUUUGAAUUGGUCUAAUCUCGCAUUUUUUGGUGCUGCACUUCCGGUACCAUUUUUUUUAUUAAUGUUAUUGACACCAGAAACGCCGUAUUGGUAUGUGUCGAAAGGCCGCGUUGAAGACGCACGUAAAUCUCUUCAAUGGCUUAGAGGCAAAAAUGCGAAUGUGGACAAGGAAAUGCGGGAUCUUACAAGACUUCAAGCAGAUUCUAAUCUAAUGGGUGGUAACGUCGUAGGACAACUAUUUAGCAGAAGAAACAUGCCCGCUUUGCUUAUUGCACUAGGGUUAAUGAUUUUCCAACAAUUCAGUGGUAUUAAUGCAGUUAUAUUUUACGCCGAAUCUAUAUUUGAAAUGUCUGGAAGCAGUAUAGACAAAAAUUUGGCCAGUAUUAUUAUCGGUUUAGUUAAUUUUGUGUCCACCUUUAUUGCAACUGCACUCAUAGAUCGACUGGGACGUAAAAUCCUUUUAUACAUUUCUUCUACGUCCAUGAUCAUAACAUUAAUAGCUUUGGGGGCCUACUGCUAUCUGAAGAUUGCCAAAGUGGAUGUGUCAGCAUAUGGAUGGCUGCCAUUAGCGUGUUUGGUGAUAUAUGUAUUGGGAUUUUCAGUCGGUUUUGGACCUAUUCCUUGGCUAAUGCUUGGAGAGAUUUUACCAGCGAAGAUCCGCGGGACUGCUGCAUCUAUAUCAACUGGGCUAAAUUGGACAUGCGCCUUCAUUGUUACGAAGACAUUCCAUAACCUAAGUGAGGCUAUACAAAUGCAUGGCACGCUAUGGCUCUUUGGUGUAAUUUGUCUUAUUGGACUAUUGUUCGUCAUUUUCUUCGUACCAGAGACGCGCGGAAAAACUUUAGAAGAGAUUGAAUUAAAACUAACCGGAGGUUCGCGCCGAGUCCGAAAUAUAAAAAGCAGUAAACCUUCCCAAAACGGGUGCUAAGAUAACGAGAGAAGCAUUUUGUAAAUACUUUGUACAUUCCAGACUGCAGAGGGUGCUGAUAAAACUGCGUUGCGUAAAAUAUACUUAGUACUUUUUAUAAGAUGUGUUAAGGCAAAACACUGUGACAGUGUAUACACGCAGAAGACUGAUUUGGAUUGUAGCCAUGAAUUCUCUGUAAUCUCUUGUAAAUAUAAAUAAAUAUGUAGUUAGGUUAAUAUAAUUCUCAAGUAACUAGUUCCUUUAUUAAUAUUUAAUGUCAAAUAAAGCAUUCCGCCCAAACCAGGAAGGCUGUGCCCUUAAAUGAUUGUAAGAUUUUUUGCGUUUUGGAAAUUUAGAUUUUGAAGACUGUGGGCCAAUGCCGCAGAAAAAUUUUAUAUUUAGAUCUGAAAAAUUAUGUUAUCAUAAAUUAAGAUUAAAUAGUUACCAUGACAAAAUCUUCAAAUCUUAAAUAGAUUAGAUAUUUAUAACCAAAUGAUUUGUUUUACCGAAUGUUUCGUUAAGUAAUUUUAAUUUGAAAAUUUAAAUUAGUUUAGGGUUUUAUCAAUUUCGUAUAUUACGGAGAUCUAUUUAUUUAAUUUGUUGUUAUAUUU